Homalodisca vitripennis (glassy-winged sharpshooter) is the source of this 1383-nucleotide messenger RNA. RefSeq lists its product as uncharacterized. The coding region runs from base 1 to 1383 and encodes 460 amino acids. The transcript is spliced from 3 exons. The record is from RefSeq and is a predicted model, not a curated record. Lineage: Eukaryota; Metazoa; Arthropoda; Insecta; Hemiptera; Cicadellidae.
AUGAGAAAACAACUCAGUGAACUCCAAACUGACAAUAUCAGACUAACCUCUGCUCUCAACAGUCAUGAAGAAGCUAUUGGUGAUAUUUUAAUUAACGAUGCUACCUAUGCAGGGAAGUUAAAACACAGAUACAAGGAGACACUGAGUAAAUUGGAUGCUUGCAGCGAUGUAUCUGGAGUGAAUCCCACAUAUAUAAAUCCCAUAACACAGAACCCUAUAGUAAGGUACAAUCUGUUUGUCGAACAAACCAAGUCAAACUAUGUUGAAGCUCGGAAAACCUACAAGAAAGCUAUUAUCCAUGCCAGAUUAAAUUUCAAUGCUGAAUAUAUAUCCUCUGCAUCUAAUAGCUGUAAGGCAGCAUGGGAAAUUAUUAACAGAUAUAAAGGUAGCUCAAAUGCCUGUAAGAUCAGCCACAACCUAACCCCUGAUGACUUCAAUUACACCUUCAUUGCAACAGUGAAAGAAGCAUGUAGUCAGGCUCCGCCUUCUUUGGCGGUUUCCGGUCAACUUGUGAGCGGCUACCAGGUUCCACCCCUACGUUUUGUGUGGAAACUAGUUUCAAGUGAGGAAGUAUUGAAGUGUGUCCAAAGCAUCAAAAGCAGUUCCAGUAAAGACAUCUUCGAUAUCAGUGUUGAUCUGGUGAAAUUUGUUUUGCCUGUGAUACUAGAGCCCCUUAUGGCUAGCAUCAAUCAUUGUCUUUCUACAGGCCUGUUUCCUGACUUGCUUAAGUUGUCAAAAGUUGUACCUAUUUUUAAAAAGGGUGACCCCUCCCUGGCUGAGAACUAUCGACCUAUAUCUGUGGUGCCCACCUUUUCCAAAAUCAUUGAAAAAGCUGUGAUAUACCAGGUUAGUGAAGUUUUUGAAUCUAAUUCUCUAUUUUCUAAAAAUCAAUUUGGCUUUCGCAAGGGUUUGUCCACUGUGGGCACAGUCGAGCUUCUAGUCUCAGGAGUAAUAGGUGGUUUUGAACACUGCUCUAGCACACUUGCCAGCUUGUGUGAUUUGACAAAGGCUUUUGACUGUGCUCCACAUGACAUCCUCCUUAACAAAUUACAACAUUAUGGCCUAAAUGGUGUUGAGCUAAACUUCUUUCGAACUUACCUGUCUGAUCGCACUCAGAGGGUGUACUUCAACAACACACUCUCUGAAGCCGCCUGUAAACCAUUCAAGCUCCGCUGGUGGAAGAGGUUUUCUUCCCUCCGACCAAUCGUCCCUAGGAGGUAUAACAAUACUGAAGGGUUUGUCAAAGGAAAAUCUUUGUGGCAUCUGAUCAGAGAUGAUGUGCAGAGCAUUCUCCUGAAUAAGGAUGCUAAUUCUGCAGUCUCAAUGCUGCAGGCUGAGGUCAGACCACGGAGACAUAAAGCCAAUACAAAAGCCUCGGUUUAA